AGGUCACGUGAGUACAGAGAUGACGUAUGGAAGUAAAUAGAACCAAAAUAUCAACAAAGUGUCGUGACUGCCUUGCAAAAUAGUCUGAACUGCGCCAUCAAUUAAACAUCUGGAAAAUUCUUACAAAUGGCGAGUAUUUCGAAGCAAGAAGAAUUUCAGGAUUCCUGGGUGGACCUGGAAUCCAGUGGUCAGUCCACAGAAGCCAUGACCUCCAUCCACAAUGGGAACUCAGAGGUGGAGAAGCUGUUGAUUGAGGCUCAGAAGGAAUCUCGCAGUCCCUCACGAUCCAACAGCAAAGAAAGCUCAGCCAGAGGGAGCCCCAAGAGUCCACACAGUCCAAACAAUGAACUGCAGGAGCCCAGGGACCCGGGCACAGAGUGGAUCUGGGACUGGUCAAGUCGGCCAGAGGCCAAUCCUCCUAUAGAAUGGAAGGAGAGAUUUAAGCGACCAGUCACCAGUGUUAGGAACACUCGAGUUAUGAAGACCACCUUCUUCUCCUGGGAAAACUUGCCAUAUAUUGUAUGCAGUUCUACUAUAGCCUUUAUAAGUGGGGCUGCCAUGAUGUUUCUUAUAAUGAGAAGAUUGGGCAAUAACAAACUAUCCAUCUAGUCUUCAUCCAGAAUUCACAGUCUGCUGCUGAUAUGACCACAGACAGUCCUGUAACAGACACACAGACAAAGUGAAAACUUCUCACCAUUUUACAGUCAGAUUUGUUUGUUUCCCAGUUAGGGAGGAUUUUCUUGCAUAUGGUAGAUGUACAUAUGCAAGAUAUGUUUGAAUAAUUUUUCAUCUACUUUUUACAUUAAGUAUAACAAUAUUACAUGUACAAACUGGAGUUUAGUUAAUAAUAUGUAUAUUAAAGUUUGUGUGUGUGUGUAAAAUUCAUAGGCCAUUGUCAUUUUGAAACCCUGCAUUUGUUAAAAUUCUAAAAGCAAAAUGCUCUGAUUAAAAACUUUGAAUAAUGUGCAUUGUACCUUAGAUUAUUAUACAUCGGUCUAAUGUUAACAAAUUCCCGUCCAUAUUUUGUUGAAAGCCGAACAGUAUAUAUCUGUGCAUUUUCUUCUUUUGCAUUAUCAAUUUACGUAUACACUGUAUUAUGUUGAAUUCUGAAAAAAAAAAAAUAUGGGAAGCUGACCUACCUACAAAUAAAGUGAUGAUUUUAUUUUUCAAGCAUUUUAACCAAGAUCUUUCAAUAAGAAAAACCUCUUAAUGCAAAAAUUAUUUUAUUCAGAAUUAUUUUACUUUCUAUUAAAAUUCAACUACAAACCACAAGUUUAGAUAAAUUACCUUGGUUAGGCAAAAACGAUAAAGAAU
Messenger RNA from Saccostrea cuccullata (small rock oyster), 1314 nucleotides. Its product is annotated as BCL2/adenovirus E1B 19 kDa protein-interacting protein 3-like. NCBI's taxonomy places the organism in Eukaryota, Metazoa, Mollusca, Bivalvia, Ostreida, Ostreidae. Bases 127 to 609 code for a protein of 160 amino acids. Gene Ontology annotation, cellular component: nucleus; mitochondrial outer membrane; mitochondrial envelope. Gene Ontology annotation, biological process: positive regulation of apoptotic process; mitochondrial outer membrane permeabilization. The transcript has 5 exons. The record is from RefSeq and is a predicted model, not a curated record.